CCUAUCUCGAUGUACUCCUCAUGCCAUCAGUAACAUACCUUCUACUUACCUCGUGUUUGUUGCCUUGAUGCUGCACGCAUGGAACGCGGUGAUCAUCUUCUGUUGUGGCUUCGCGCUAAGCAAGGGGAAAACGCAUGACUUAGUUUCAUCUUUCCCUUCGUUUGGGUACAGCCGCCGAGCAGCAAGGAGUUCCAGGGACCUGCGACAGCCUUUCAUGUUUGGACGAGUUCUGAUUUUGUGCUAGCGCUGAUCAGCAUAGAUCCAAGCUAGCGCCGUGGCUCUCCAGCAACCAAUCGAUAACAUCGAAGAAACCUAACUCUGCAGCAUCAGGGGAUAAUCGACAUCGAUAUUAGGCCCGGGCGCUACUUAUGCGUAUUCAUAAAGCGAGUCUCUGUUCGCAGUGGUAGACCGAACGAGCUACAUAUCAUGCAUCGAAACAACAGUUUCAACGUCACUGGAUCGCAUAACAGCCCAGGGCCGAUGGGGGGAAACCACUUAUCGAGUCCACCAACUCGCUCGCCCUCUCUUAGCCAACGUAAACUCGCGGCUGAAUUCCGUUCUUCGUCUCCACUCGUUGGGGGGUCCUCUAUCACAGCCAGUGUCAGCACUACUGAGACUCAUCAUACGGUGAUUACAAAGACUUCCUGGCUCGAGGCUGCUCGUGAAAGCACCGACAACUUCAAACUGCAUGGUUCUCCCCAUUCCUCUCGUUUGGUACACAAGGUUUUGGUUGAGGACAACAUCAUCCCGCCGAAUGCUGUUCCCUUUGGUGAAGACAAGAACGGGUUAUCGCUGUACAUUGCUCGUGCCCUGCUCGAGGGUGGGCUCUAUCUCGGAAAAGUAGGCACUCACCUUCAGCAUGCCCUUAUUAGUUACGGCGGACGAGAGCACCAAAUCCACAAGUAUGAAGUACUUGUGUGCGCUUCUCAACUUCGUUGGGGCUUGUCCACCUACGAAUCAGUAGGAUCUUUGAGUCAGGGCACGGUCGUACUUGCACAACAACAUCAACAGCACCAGCACCAGUCCCAACGCGGGUCGGCAGCAUGGACUGCUCAAGCUGGUGGCUUCGCCCAAACUGGACAUGGUAAUGUCCGGGAGGCGACCAGUUUCCGAGAGACUAAAAGUGUCCACAACUCUCGCGAGACUUCGAGUCUCAUUGAAACCACGCUGUGUGUCAACGAUAUUCCAAGGUUUAUUCCCAAUCUUGCAAAGGUAAAUGAUGGUCUGAAGAAACUUGCCGACUACAAAACCGUGAUUCUGAUCGAUGAUUCCAUUUCUAUGGCCGAAGAACAAUCUUGGACCCUUGUUCGUGAGGCUCUGGCGGGAAUCGCUGACCUUGCGUAUCAGUAUGGCUCUCAAGGAAUCGAUCUACACUUCUUGCAUCACAAACGUUUCCAUCAAAACAUAAAGACGAGCCACGAGGUUCAACAGAUUUUCAAUCAAAUGCAGCCUAACGGUCCAGAGACGCCAACUGCUGCGAAACUGGAGGAGCUUAUUAAUUUCUACCUCCCUCUCGUGGAGCGCAAGUUCCCUCAACACAACCCCAUCGACAUUAUUGUCAUUACCGAUGGUGUCGCAACCGAUCAGUAUGCUCUCCCUGAGGUCAUCGUCAGCGCAGCCCACCGCCUGGAAAGAAGUCAAGUUCCAGAGGAGAUGUUUGGCAUCCAGUUUGUACAGAUUGGCACGGACGAGGAGGCUGCUUCCGCAUUGCGCGGUCUAGAUGACCACCUAGCGAAGCAGUACAAGAUCAGGGAUAUCGUGGAUACCACACCUUACGAUCCUCAACAAGGCGCAUUCAAUACCGAGUACAUGCUGAAGAUUCUUCUCGGUGGUGUUAACAAGGUUCUUGACAAUGGAGGUCCUGUGCCGAAUGAAUUACUACUUGCAGGGUUGAGGUGAUCAUUCGAGUCCGUCUCGCUAUUCAAUUGCCAAAAUAUUCGUGUCGUAUAUUGGCGAAAGCCUGCUUUCCAUCGAUAGGUCGUGUACAAAAAUGUUUCGCAAUGUGUAAUUGUAUGACCAGUGACCUCGUUCUGGCCCUCUGGGAGUGUCGAAACUGACACCAUCUCUGGCGGACCCAUUGAACGAGCGCUUGAUACUGUCUUUGACUUGCCUAAUACAACAAUUAAUAUAAUGUGUCAUGACCCGGGACAGCCGGUCACUGCCGGACCUAACAAGUUGUUGCCUCCGCUCAGUAGAGUUUGAUUCAGGUCGUGGUAAAUUGAAAGACAGGUAUUACUUACGCACCCCACCCAUCGCGACUGUCACUUCCUUCUUCCUUCCGACUGGUGAAAUAACGAGUCGAGUGAUCUAAACGUUCCUGUGUACGUAUGCGAAACAGGAAG
This is a messenger RNA of Suillus paluster, 2342 nucleotides long. RefSeq lists its product as uncharacterized. The coding region runs from base 427 to 1899 and encodes 490 amino acids. Lineage: Eukaryota; Fungi; Basidiomycota; Agaricomycetes; Boletales; Suillaceae. The record is from RefSeq and is a predicted model, not a curated record. The transcript has 11 exons.